AUGGCACGAUACGGAAGACGGAGUGGCGGCUCGAUGGAGUUCUGCUGUUGCUAUCUUCCACUUGUCAAUGUAGGCGCCUACCUUCUUGUCCUCGAGACUGCACUUGUUAGUCUUGCUGUCGGCAUUUGCGCGCUUGCACCACCCGCCAUUGUCGCUGGUCAAGGUGUCGUGCCGUCCUGGUCGAACAAACUCGUCGCAGCCCUUGGUUUCAUCACCCUUGUUUGGCAGAUGCUCGGUCUCGUUUCCGUUGCGCGUCAAAAGCCCACCCUCUACCGCACCUAUCUCCGCAUCAACACCGUGCUCACAUUCGCCAUCAUCGCUGCCACCGUCGCCUUCCUCGUCGUCGCAGCGGCACAGCAUAACAAGGCAAUCACUACAUGCGUCAACACGUACGGCGUCAUGCCUGCCACUUCUACCUCAUCUUCUUCCAUUUCCCUUUCAGAUGUUUCCGGUGAGUCUACCGAUGCCUUUUCUCAGGAUGGCAGGUCGAUCUGCAACCUCUUGAUCUGGGUUCAGACAGGUGUCAUGGCUGGGUUGAUUGUAUUGAUGGCUUUGACGCAGAUCUAUAUGUUGGCUGCUCAGAGGGCGUACGGUGGAGAGCAGAGGAAGGCGUUUCGGGAUAGCAAAGCUAGCUAUCAGGACAUUCCGAUGAACCCGAGGGAUUCGGCGGUGUGGGAGCCCAGUCCGACUGAUCAGUAUGGAGGAUAUGCGGGUGGACAGCACCAGGGUAGUUAUGCGAGGGAUGGCGGGUACGGUGAUGGAGCCAAUGCUUAUGACUCGUAUGCUACUACCCCUGGUGGAAAGCAUGCCCAUACGCCCUACUAG
Molecule: messenger RNA, 825 nt
Organism: Ustilago hordei
Lineage: Eukaryota; Fungi; Basidiomycota; Ustilaginomycetes; Ustilaginales; Ustilaginaceae
Exons: 1
Coding region: 1-825 (274 amino acids)
Source: RefSeq, a predicted model, not a curated record